AUGCUUAUUGUUAAGGUGAUUCGACUUGGCCCAUGUGAAAUAGACUGGGACUACGACAUGAUUGUUGCUAUUCUAAGAAAGGCCCAUGAAAUUUUGUCACAGGAGCCUACACUUCUGGAGCUAACUGUUCCUGUCGCUAUUUAUGGGGACAUACAUGGGCAAUACAGUGAUAUCUGGAGGUGGUUUCAUGUGAACGGAUGGCCUCCUGAAACUCGCACUCUCUUCUUGGGAGACUAUGUCGACAGAGGUCGUCACAGCACAGAGGUUAUACAGUUUGUUUAA
Messenger RNA from Cooperia oncophora, 282 nucleotides. Lineage: Eukaryota; Metazoa; Nematoda; Chromadorea; Rhabditida; Trichostrongylidae. The record is from the annotation of a GenBank genome assembly.